GAGUGAGUCUGCAGUGAUCUGGUUAUCGCUGCCCCUGCAUGGGAAGCUGGUGUUAUCUUAGCCUACUGUCUUAAAUGGCCUACAAUCAAUAUUGUAAGGUUGAUAAUUAACUGUGAGAGACAAUUAGCGGCGGUAUGUUUAUACUUUGUCUGUCAGCUCAAGAAAUGGACAUCAAUCUUUCAUUGCGAGCCCGUCCCAUAUUAUUUUGUUAUAUGGAAAAAAGUUGCUUGCUGUAGUCCAAAGUACACUUAGCCAGCGUCCACUUUAGUGGCAGUUUAUUCUCGUGUUUAUAUCGAAUGUAGUUUGCGCGUUGUUUAUGUUAAGCUAACAUGUUAAUUGCACAUCUGGAGGUAUUCCAAGUAGGCUACGUGGUUAAGGGACAAACCUGGGUGUUAAACUUCCUAUUAGAAGAGCUAUAUGGCUGUAUUGUCCGAGCAAAACAAAGUAAAUCAUUCUGGCUGUUCACUUUAUGACGGUAUGACUGUAUUUGCAGACAAACAUUUAGCUUAGCUUGUUUUAUGCAGAAAUAAAACAGACCCAUACAUUGUGCAAUUUUCUGACCAUUCUCUUUGCAAACAACAGACCUAUGAAGCAUGAUGGUGAUGCUACUGGUGCCAUCUCACAUCAAUCAGUAUGACAGAGAUGUGUUUUUAUUUUUUAUAGGUAGUGCCCAGAUGUUGUCAUUAGCCAUUUUGUCCUCGCUCCUAUGCCUGACGUUACACACCUGUCACGGGGGAAAGGUGCUCGUUUAUCCAGUGGAGGGAAGCCACUGGGUGAACAUGAACAUCCUCAUCGAAGGUUUGCACUCCAAAGGACACGACAUCACAGUACUGCGCUCAGACAAAAGCUGGUAUAUCAAAGAGAAUUCCUCAUCCUAUAACACCAUCACUGUUCCAGUGAGCGCUAGCUUGGACGAGGAAUUUAUUGCAAAAAUCGUUACGGAGACCAUUAACAUCCAGAGGGGGCAUAGUUCCUUGUUUGUCUUCGUGACCUUGUUGGUUGAGAUGUUUAAGAAACUGAAGGAGGCUCACGUCACCUUGAAAGAGAUGAUUGUGAACAUACUUGAGAACCCAGAGCUAAUCAAAAGCCUCCAGGACUGUCACUAUGAUAUACUGCUCACAGAUCCCUGCUGGGGCGGUGGGACUGUGUUGGCCCAUUACCUUCAUCUUCCUCUUGUCUAUAAUGUGCGCUGGUUACCAGUAGGAGAGGGCCACUUUGCUGUUGCCCCUUCACCUGUGUCAUACAUCCCACUGACUGGGUCGGGCUUUUCAGACAAGAUGACUUUCAUAGAGAGAGUCAAAAACAUGCUUUACUUUGGAGCUGUGGUCAUCCAAGAUCGCUUGACUCUGAGACCAGUAUACCAAGGGGUGUGUGAGAAGUACCUGAGUCCACACAGUGAUUUCUACAUGCUUAUGCAGUCUGCAGAUCUCUGGCUGAUGCGGGGUGACUUUGUGUUUGAGUUCCCACGCCCCACUAUGCCUAACGUUGUUUACAUGGGUGGGUUCCAGUGUAAGCCAGCAAAGCCCCUUCCUCAAGACCUGGAGGACUUUGUACAGAGCUCUGGAGAACAUGGAGUCAUUCUCAUGUCUUUGGGGACAUUUGUCAGUCAACUUCCGAGUGAUAUUACUGAAGAAAUAGCUGCUGCUUUUGCUGAGUUGCCCCAGAAAGUCAUUUGGAAGUACACUGGAGAAAGACCUUCGACCCUGGGCAACAACACCCUGCUGGUUGACUGGAUGCCACAGAAUGAUAUUCUGGGACACCCCAAAAUAAAACUCUUUGUGGCCCAUGGAGGAACAAAUGGAGUGCAGGAAGCUCUUUAUCAUGGCGUUCCAGUUGUGGGUAUACCUCUGUUCUUCGACCAGUAUGACAACCUUCUCAGGCUGAAAGUAAGAGGUGGGGCAACAAUACUCUCUGUUGCUACGCUAGAAAAAGGCACUCUGCUCCAGGGCUUACAGGAAGUGCUCCGUGAGCCGUCCUACAGGGAGAACAUGCAGAGGCUCUCCAGGCUGCACAGAGACCAGCCAGUGAAGCCCCUGGACCGAGCCCUCUUCUGGAUUGAGUUUGUAAUGAGACACAAAGGUGCUGCUCACCUGCGCACAGAGUCCUACAAGAUGCCCUGGUACGCCUACCACUCAGUGGAUGUAGUACUGUUUUUGGUUGCUGUUUUGUCCUUGAUAGUUUUGAUUAUUUUUGCUGUUAUCAGGUAUUUGUUACGCCUGUGUAAUAAAAUAAAAAAUAAGGUAGAUUAAAAGGUUUACAAUUGCAAACAGAACAUGCAUACUACUGUAACGGCUGCCAUUUUGUAUUACUAAUUUUAAUAAUGAGCAAAUUAUGAAAAGUCAAAAGUCUGAGAAAUGUAUGACUAAUAGAAAGGUAUAAAAUAUCUUGUCUAAAAAGUAUGCUAUGCUUUUUACAGAAAAGUGAUUUGGGUAUACUGUGAUCACCAAAGGUCAUCCGAUUAGAAGGAAUCAAAGGGGUCUGGAUUACCAAUUUAGUCUUUGAAGAAAACAAAGGUGUAUUUAGUCUAUUUAGUCUCACCAUCUUGUUUGCGCCUGCAUAAUGUAACUUUCAAAGUGUAUUUGAGUUUGACCCACUGUUGUCCCUCGACACUGACCAGUUAUUAUAUUUUGAUCUGAAUUAAAUUAAAGAACUGAUCUUAAGUAGG
This is a messenger RNA of Clupea harengus (Atlantic herring), 2665 nucleotides long. Its product is annotated as UDP-glucuronosyltransferase 2A1-like. Gene Ontology annotation, molecular function: UDP-glycosyltransferase activity. The transcript has a single exon. NCBI's taxonomy places the organism in Eukaryota, Metazoa, Chordata, Actinopteri, Clupeiformes, Clupeidae. The record is from RefSeq and is a predicted model, not a curated record. Bases 594 to 2249 code for a protein of 551 amino acids.